Molecule: messenger RNA, 3273 nt
Organism: Cavenderia fasciculata
Lineage: Eukaryota; Evosea; Eumycetozoa; Acytosteliales; Cavenderiaceae
Exons: 3
Coding region: 1-3273 (1090 amino acids)
Source: RefSeq, a predicted model, not a curated record
AUGUCAGAUAAUAAUACUAGUAGUACGAUUACAAGUAUUGGUAAUACAAAGAGUUAUUUAAAUUCAUUACCAAAUAUAAUACUAUUGAUUAUAAUCGAUCAUUUGGAUGAUGAUUUGGAUUUCAUUUGUUUGAUGUUGACAUCAAAGAGAAUGCACGAUGACGUGUUGAAAAAGAGAGAGUUGGUGCAUCGAUUCAAGAAUACUCAAUAUAUGAUGAGAGGAGGUGGUGCAUCGGUAUAUUAUCAUCCUACAACUCAUCUAUUAGCGUCUAGUGAUGGAGACAUUGCAUUCAAACUAGAGAGGUCUUUUAAAUCAAUCUAUCUCAACUCGACUGUUCAAGAUCAACUCGUAUUGGAUAGUGGUACAGAAACAGUAGAUGAAAUUACAAAGAGAAUAGAAUUGUAUAAAAAUAUCAACAACAUCAACAAUAACAAGAGAAAUGUAGAUGUAGAUAGAGAUGAACAACAACAACAUGCAAUGUCUCUAACAUCGGUACUCAUUAAAACGGGUAUACCAGUCCCGAGAUACAACGACUUGGCAUUAAAGAAUGUUGUAGAGUUAUCAAUCCAUCUUUCAAUGCCACCGGUUGAUUGGUUUAGUAGUAGUAGUAGUAGUGAUGGUACACCAUCAAAUGUAUUUGAACAGUUACAAACGUUGCAUUUACAAUACCAAGGUAGAAAGAUUGAAAAGUUGCCAGAUACACUUACCAACCUCACUUUGAAACAUGCCAAGUGUUUGGGUGAAGGUGUGCUGUUACCUCGGUCACUAAAGUCACUCAAUAUAUCAAACGACCCAUUCGAUGGAGAUAAACAUGGGUUGGGAGAAUGCGUAGAGUUGACUAGGUUGACUUUACCAUCGGGUCUGGUGAAACCGCUGGACAACCAGUCACUCCCACCCAACCUCACUUAUCUCUACAUUGAAUUGGAGCAUGUCCCACACGUUCAUUUCGCGCUCCCUGCAAGUUUGAAAGAGUUGACAGUGUCUGUUACAUUUACCAACAACUAUUUGUUGCCGAUUGCCAGUCUGCCGAGUUUGGAGACACUCAUGAUAGACUGUGACUUUCCAACAACCGAUUUAUUCGGACGUGCAGAUCACAAGACUGAAACAACUAAAGCUUUGGCUAUUGGAUUACCUCUGCCUGACGCACUGCCAGUAUCGCCAUUCCCAGCGUCGCUCAAGUCACUGCGUUUGAUGCGGGAUAUCCACUCGCCGCCAACCGACCCAUUAUUCUAUCCAGCCGGCCUGCUUAAACUCGACACUAACCAAGCCAACGUGCGUGCUCUGUCACGUCUGCCACCAACUCUGCAAGAAGCUGUGAUCAACAUAUGUGACGGUCCAUUCCCAAUUGGAUUCCUCCCCUCUUCUUCCUCUCGGUCACUCACCAAACUCGAAUUAUCCUACGAACUACGGUCUACAAAUGCCGUCAUCACACCUGGAUCCAUUCCCAACACCGUCCAAGACAUCUCAUUACACCAGUACACCGGUCCACUCACACCCGAGUAUCUGCCAUCCCAACUCGUUCAUCUCGACUUGAACCACUAUCCACAUGCAUUUGGUACAUCUUUAGCUGACUUCAAACACCUCGAAUCAUUGACAGUAUACUCUAUCAAGUCAUCGGACCAUCUACCAACUGCAUUCCCAGCGUCCAUUAAAUCCAUCACCUAUAAUGUAUUUUUCCCAUUAGUCAAUCUUUUACUACCAGUGUCACUCGAGUAUCUAUGGAUACGAAUCUAUCCAGUUCACUCUGAGUAUCAUGUAUACUCUCCAUUUGAACAAAUCAAUAUUAUCCAUCACGGCGACGACCCCAACCCCAACAUGAUGGUACCAAGUAAUCUACGAGUAUUGGAAUGUGACCUAACAUCACCAACCAAACCUCUAUAUAUACUAAGAAUCGAUCAAGUUAUCAAUCAUAGUUGUAUCGAACAACUCGUCAUACCAACCAUCAUCACAGCCCGUCGAUUCACCUUUAUGAUUCGUCGUCUUGAAAAUGGUGCCUUUUUCCUCUUGGAAAAACAUACCCUAUUUGGUGGUAUCAUUCAACAACAACAACAAAUUGAUCAUAAUCAUGAUGAUGGAACAGUUAAAUACAAACCAUUAUAUCUUCACUUUAGUAAUCAUAAAGGUGUAUUAAUUCCAUCUCUAUCCAAUUCACUCAUCCCAAUGUGUCAUAUACUCCUAUUUUCAAACUAUUUUAGUUCAUUCUUUAAAGUUCAGCUUGUAUUUCAAUUAAUUAUUUCAAUAAUGGAUAGUGAUAGUGAUACUAAUAGUAGUAGUAAUAACAGUAUAGACACAUUCUCAAUGACAUCUGUUGAUACUACUUCUUCCUCAAACUCUGAUACAUCAUCUUCACCAGUAUCUUCAUCCUCUUCUACCACAUCGUCGACUAAACAACAAGAUAUUGAAGAGUCGUCGUAUAUUGAAAGAGGAGGUGUCUAUCAAUGUUCAAGAUGUCACUUUCAACUCUUUCGUAGUGAUGCUAGAACAGAACCACCAAUCAAAGGUACUACAAACCUCUACUUUAUGCGAUACAUCAAAGAAUCUUGUAAAUUUGAAUCAGAAUAUGCAUUUGGUACAAUGAGUGUUAUCAUUACUUGUUCUGGUUAUGGUGUAUUAACUCUUUUGUUUACACAGUGUAUGAAUAAAAUUGGUGAAGUGUGUACACGUAAUGGUGAUACGAUAGUAUUCCAAGCAAAGAAUGAAUUGAUUGUAAAGAGAACAUCGUUGGAUGAAACAGACUAUCAAGAUACCAAAGUAUACACAUUGAGUGAAAAGAUUGAAGAGGAGACAAAGAAUCGAUUUGACCUAUUCUUUGAUAAACUUGGAGAGUUGGCUGAAAAGGAUAAACAAUCACGUCAAAAUCAACAACAACAACAAUUAGAGGACGAGGAUGAUCGAUUCAUUUCUACAUCUACUACCUCUACUACUAGUACAACUAGUACGACGAGUACUACCUCAACAACAACAACCAAACCAAGUAAUUUUAGUCAUAUGUCAAGUAGUGGAGGUGUUAAAUCAAAAUCAUCUUCAUCUUCAUCAUCAUCAUCUCAACAAACUCAGAAAAAGAGAUUAUCUACACAAUCAGCAAACAAAGAGAGACAACAAAAAUACAAAGAAUUGGAACAAGAAAGACAAAAACAAAUGCAACCAGUUUCACAAUUCUCAUCGAUUAUAAAUAAUGUACAUAAUGGAAUGCAAAAUGAAACAACUCAUAAAUUUAUAAUGGUAUCUGCACUCGCUAUUGGUUAUAUCACUUCAUUAUUGGUUUCAAAAUAA